AUGGAGACCAAUUUUGCUGAGAUUGAGCAUAGAGCCAUCGAGUACCUAAACCACAAACAAUGGAGCAACGCGUUCUUCUGUUUUGACCAGCUAUUAGAUAACGCAGUAGCCAAAAGUCUUCCAGCAGAACGUUUCGUUGGUUACCUAUUGGGUCGAUCCCAAUGCAGUUUGGAACUGAAAAAAUACGAUGAUGUCAUCCAUGAUUGUCGACACAUUAUAUCUAUGCUAAAAGACGACGAAAAUGCAUACAGCUCACGUGUACGCCGGAACCUUGUCAAUGCACUGUCUGCAUUGAAACGAUUUGGAGAAGCAGAACAAGCUGCCUUAGAAUGGGUGGUGAGAUCAGAUAACAGCAACGAGGCAAAAAAAAUGUUGGACACUGUACGCUUAGUUUGGAGUAUGUCAAAAGAAGACAUUCCUACACCUGUGCUAUCAUUGGAAGAUCAGUUAAACCAAAUUAAUGAGGAUCUGCUAUUUGGAGACAGACUUGAUUCGUGGAUUGCCACAGGGGUUAGAGAACAAAAUAGAAGGAAUAGAAAACAUCCAGUUGAACUUGUUGAUGAUGAAAAAGUGGGUGGUCAACUAUAUGAAUCUUCUGGUAGUGAAAAUAAUGGUAUUCAAAAUGUUGAAAGAAGCAGUAAAUUCUUUGAACAAUUUAACGGAACUGGUAAGCUAACCAUUACAACAUAUGGUUUCUGUUUUACAACUAUUUCAGACAUUAUGUUUUGUUUAGGACAAGAAAAUUCUAAUACAGCAAAACAUAAUGGUGAGUCAUAUGAUUUAAGAACUAAUUAUCAAUCAAAAGCCACUGAAGUUUUCCAAGAACCUAGUAAGUUAUUUAUUGACUAAAAAAUUUAAUUUAGUAUUUUUCUAUAUAGAAAAUUAUUGAUAUUAUAUUGAAAGUUAAAGGCACUGAUCAAGCCAUUGCUAAGGUAAAACAACUUAUUUAAAAAUCUUUAGAUAAUAGUAAAAAAAUGUGCUAUUAUCUAUUUAGACCUACCAAAAGCAUUUGACAUUGAUCGUAGUAUACAACUAUAUAAGUUAAAAGAAUUAGAAUUACAUGAUAAAGCUUUAUAGUUCUCAUCAUAAUUACAUAAUAGAAAACAAUGCGUUAAAAUACAUGUGUUUUAUUAGUUUUUUUAUGUCUAGUAAAAUGUGGUAUAUAACAAGGAACAGUUAUCGUUCCCAUUGUUUUCAACAUAUAACUAAGUGGUAUUCACUUAUUUCCUUUAAAGAACCGAUUAAUUUGUUAUGUCAUGUUCAGGUGACUAAUUAGAUAAGAUAUUUAAUAUAAUAAGAAUAGAUUUAAAAUUAAUUAAAAAUUAUUUGUUUAAAUAAAACAUGUGUUGUUCCUCAUGCCUUAAUAGAUAUUGAAUUACCUACAGAAACAAACAAAAAUAAAAACUCACAAUGAUUACUGCAACUGUUGUUGCAAAGCAAUAAGUGUAGAACAUAAUUUUAAAUAUUUAAGUAUUGAAAUGAAUAGUAAUAUGAGAUGGAAGAACUAAAUUGAUCUAUUAAUAAAGAAACUUGUAAAUAUAUAUAUAUAUAAACAGUGUGUUUCACUCAAAUGGUAACACAAAAUAUUUCUAACCAGUGACCUUGGUUUGUAAUGGGGUUUUCAAGAGAAGAUAGGGAAUAUUGAAAUACACAUUUUGUAUGGAUUUUCCAAUUUCUUAUACUUUCAGUGUGCUUAUGCACAAUAAAACUUGAAUUUUUGAAAUGGAAACAUCUGUUUCCAACACUUAAUUUAGAUAAACCAUGAUUUUUCGAAGAACUUGAAUAAAUAAACAUUUCUCUUAUCUUGAAAAUUGGCCGAAAUACAUAUCUCAAAUUUUCAAUUUAAAUUAUUGAUUUUUUUAAAAAUAAUCCUAUGGUUUUUAAAUUCCCAUGUAGUUAUAUGUAAUUUAUUAGGUUUUACUGUCAUAAUUUCAUAUUUUUAAAAGAUUAUUUGUAAUAGUUUACAUACCUGGUGCCCAUUUGUUGGUAAAUUUUCUCUAAAAUAUGAAGUACCUAUUUUAUUGUAAACAUUAAUUGGUCAUUAAAUGAGCUUUAUCGGUUGGCCAAUGGAUAAAACUUUUAUCAUACGCAGAUAUUUUAAAUUAUUCUUUUAUUCCACUAAACGUUAUAACAUUUAUAACAGCGAUUCAAUCAUUCAAACCAAGAAUUUUAAUUGGAUCAUAACAUUCAUUUUUGUGUUCAUAUUUUUUUAUCGUUGAGAUUCAUAUAAUACAAAAAUGGCUAGCCACAGUGAAAAAUUGGAUAUAGUUUUAAUUUUUAAUGAUGACUGAUGAGUAGUUUUGUAAUAAAUUAUUUAAAAUAAAAUNAAUUUUCGAGAUAAGGAAAAAGUUUAUUUAUAUGUUGCUUAAAAAAAAUGGUUUAUUCAAAUCCAGUAUUGGGAAUAGGUGUUUUCAUUUAAAAAAACAAAAGUUUUAUUGCGCAUGUGCACACUGGAAGGGUAAGAAAUUUUAAAAUCCAUACAAAAUGUGUAUUUCAGUACUUCCUAUCUUAUCUUGAAAACCUCAUUUCAAUCCUAGGUCACUGGACAGAAAUAUUUUGUGUUACCAUUUUAGUGAAACACAUUGUAUAUGUCACAUCCAAUUGAUGAAAUUGUCCAUUUCAUGAAAAGUUAUUCAGCCCAUGAAAUGGAAACCAUUUUUUUCCACUUAAUGAAAUUUGUAUUUAUUUCAUUAAGUGGAUAUCUUUUCACAAAAUGUAUACUAAAAUUUCAUAUUUUUUAUUAUUUUUUACUUCAUCAACUUUAAUAAAAUUUAAUGUGGCCAGUUGCAAAUUUCCAGAUCCAAACCAUCCUAUUAAUAGUCCUUGCUGGGUUCCUAUAUGAAUUAUAUUAUUUCUUUGAUUUACAAUAACACCAAUUACGUUUACAGGAUCGGAAGGUCCUCUGUCUGCUUCUGGUACUAGAAUAAUGGCAGUCAUUAAUUUUGUAUUCCGGAAUUUCAGCUUUCCUAUUCUAUAUAAAUAAUUAAAUGAAGACAUUUGUUAUUUGAUAUUUAUAAUAACUUAAGUAUUUAAAUUUUUAAAUCUAAUCUGUAACAUUUUUUAUCGCUACUUUCCUUUGUCCUACGUGAGAUUCUUGACGUUGUUUUUCAGUUUCUUCAAAUUUUUACAUAAAUCGCAAAUUAUGGCUUCUGCAGAAUCAAUUUCAACAACUAUUUCUUUUUUAAUAUAAAUUGAACAGAUUGAAUUUAAUUAAUUAAUCUGUUGUAGUAUUUUGUUGGUAUAUUUCUUCAAGCUUUUCUUCAGUAAUCAAUUUUUUAAUUAAAUUUAAUUGCAAAUUUGAAGAAGCCAGACCAAUUAUUGGUUCAAUAAUCAUUUCCAAAAAGAGUUGUUAUUAGUGUUAUUGUAAAUCAAAGAAAUAAUAUAAUUUGUAUAGGAACCCAGCAAGGACUAUUAAAAGGAUGGUUUGGACCUGGAAAUUUGCAACUGGCCACAUUAAAGUUUAUUAAAGUUGAUGAAGUAAAAAAUAACAAAGAAAUAACAUUUCGUGAAACAGUUGCUGUUUUAUCAGAAGGACAAGAGUAUUUAAGCUGUUAGUGUAAAAAAAAAAGUAAUUCUAACCCUUGCGCAUGUUUAAAAGCUAAACUAAAAUAUAAUAUGUCAAGACUGCAACUCAUUGUUUAAAUUAAUUAAUUAAAAUUAAAAUUAAAUAAAUCAAACCAAUGACAAUAUAAUAUGAAUUAAAUAUAUAUUAUAUUUUGUUUCACCAAGUGAAUCGUCAUUUGAUGAAAAAAAUUACACAAUAUGAAAUUUUAGUAUACAUUUUGUGAAAAGAUAUCCACUUAAUGAAAUAAAUACAAAUUUCAUUAAGUGGAAAAAGAUGGUUUCCAUUUCAUGAGCUGAAUAACUUUUCAUGAAAUGGACAAUUUCAUCAAUUGGAUGUGACAUAUACAGUGUGUUUCACUAAAAUGGUAACACAAAAUAUUUCUGUCCAGUGACCUAGGAUUGAAAUGAGGUUUUCAAGAUAAGAUAGGAAGUACUGAAAUACACAUUUUGUAUGGAUUUUAAAAUUUCUUACCCUUCCAGUGUGCACAUGCGCAAUAAAACUUUUGUUUUUUUAAAUGAAAACACCUAUUCCCAAUACUGGAUUUGAAUAAACCAUUUUUUUUAAGCAACAUAUAAAUAAACUUUUUCCUUAUCUCGAAAAUUGGCCGAAAUAAUACAGCUAGUUAAAAUUGAAACUAAAUUAUUUUAUUAUUAUUAAAUUUAUUUUAUUUUAAAUAAUUUAUUACAAAACUACUCAUCAGUCAUCAUUAAAAAUUAAAACUAUAUCCAAUUUUUCACUGUGGCUAGCCAUUUUUGUAUUAUAUGAAUCUCAACGAUAGAAAAAUAUGAACACAAAAAUGAAUGUUAUGAUCCAAUUAAAAUUCUUGGUUUGAAUGAUUGAAUCGCUGUUAUAAAUGUUAUAACGUUUAGUGGAAUAAAAGAAUAAUUUAAAAUAUCUGCGUAUGAUAAAAGUUUUAAAAUUUGUAUUUAUUUCACUAAGUGGAGAUAAAUAGUUUCCAUUUCAUGAAUUGGAUAACUUACCAUGAAAUGGACCAUUUCAUCAAAUGUGUGCAAAAUAUAUAUAUAUAUUAGUUCUAAAAUUACCUAAACUAUAUAAAUUUAUUUAGCAUUGGUAAAACCAAAAACGAAUCAUGGUAUAAUAGGUUGGGGUGAUGUAUUCAAUAGUUGAUAUAUUAAAUCAAACAGUUACUGAAAUUAUUAUAUAGAAUACACCUGAUAAAAAAUAAAAAAGCCUUACAAAUUUUACUUUAUUUAACAAUCAAUUUAUAUUAGGUACUUGUAUAUAUAAAUAUGAGUAGGUAGAAAAUUAAAGUUUAAUUUUUUAAGAGUAAAACAAUAUUAAUACAUGUCUUGAUAAAUUUAAAGGUAUAAAAAUUUAAAAUUUAUUAUUAUUAUUAUUUUUCUAAGACAAAUCUAUUUUGCAUUUGUAUUAAUUAAAAUAUAAUACAAAUUCGUUAAAUAUUUGUAGUUUACUUAAUUAAAUCAUUUAACACAAAAUAUGAUUUUUAGAAAAAGACAAGCAGACAGAAUUGAAAUUUCCAAAAAAAAAUGAAAUGAGAUAUUCUUGUACAUAUUGUGGUAUAUCAUUUCAUUUAGAAAAUCAACUAAGAGCACACUGUGCUACUGAAAAUCAUCAAACAGUAAUUAUGUCUGAUGAAGGUCGGGAUUGGAAAUGGCGACCUCCUCCACGAGGGUUUUCUUCUGAAUGCUAUACGUAUGGAAAUUUACUUAAAAACUUUUUAUUUAUUUUAUUAUCAAUGUUUUUUUUUUUUUUUUUUUUAGUUUGUGUGAAGCUUUUUCAGAAGGAGAAGGAACAGAAAAUGCAUGCAAGUAUGGUGCCCAGUGUGUUGAAGCACAUGGUGUAGAAGAAUUGACAGAAUGGAAAGAAAGAUUUGAGUACAGGCGAAUGAAAUUACAACGUGCAAGUGAAAAUAAACUUUAUGGAAAAUCAUAUACUGAGCAGCUAUUAGAAAGGUAUAAUGUUAAUAAAAUAUAUAAUUUUAACAAUUUGUAUUUGAAUUUAUAUUAUUUUAAUAAUUUUGUAGAUGGGUUCAGUCAACUAAUCCAGAAAAAAUCAUGCGUGAAACUUUAGACUGUGUUGUUGAAUCUCAUGAUUGUGAUUUAGUAACUACUGUUGAAUCCAAAACUAGCAAUCGUGAAUGGACAUUUGUUUUAGAAACAACUUCUUCACUUCAAGCAGUAGCUUUACUACAAGAUACCUAUCGUAACCAUUUUUCUUUAAAACAUAUUUUGGUUGAUAGUGGCUUACAACAAGUUGCUUUUGAUUUGGAACCACCUAAUGAUCAAGAAUGGGUGUCCCAAGCACAACACCCAGUCUCUCAGUCUGUGUCUUCCAAAUUACGACAUCAAAUUCAAGUUUAUUUCACAACAAAUAUUUAUGGAACCUUUAGACAGGCAGUAGUAUUUGAUUUUGGUAUAGGUCCAGUUUUAGUUAAGCAUCUUUGUGUAGAUGUUAUACCUGUAACAGAUUGUGAUAAAGUCAAAGAGAUUCAUCGAGAGUUGAUAUUGUCAUCAAUGGAACGAUGGAACCUAACAAAUUCAAAUAUAGUAGAGUUUCAAUCUUCAAUUGGUCCUCCUCUAGUUCAAGAUGAUAGAGAGAGAGAACAAAAUUUAUUAUUAAAUUAUCCAGCUCCUUGUCCUUCCACCUUUUCUCUGACUCACACUACUAUUUCGGAAAAAAAACUUACAAGGAAUAAUUACAGAGCAAGAAUUCAUGAGUUAUUAUAUGUUGAAGAACUAGCACGUUAUGAACAAGUAUUUAAUUUAUAUUUUUAUUUAACUUUAAUUUAUAAAUAAUAAUUUACCAUCCUUUUUAGGUGGCUAGAUAUAAUUUAUCUGCAAAAUUACAAUUGGCUAGCUGCUAUCUAUUAUCACCUAGUGGUGUUGCAGCUAGUACUGCAAAGUAUGCUCAUAACAAUGAAUUGUUUGCAAUGUUACAACUUGGAACAGAUGUAUCAGAAGAUACUUCUGCAGGGAGAUUAAUUUUAAAUAAUUGUACUACUGUUUAUCUUUGUCCAUCUAAAGGUAAUUACUUUAAAUUUGUAUAGUAUUAUGAUGAUUAUUAUUUAUAUGAAACUUAUUAUUUUAGACUUCAAGUCAUCUGAUGGAAAGCGAACUGUUCAUGAAGCACAAAUUGAAGAUAAAGGCAAAAACGUUAUCUAUCUCAGAUUAUCUGCAAAUACUGUUACAGGGCUCGGUCUUAAAGCAGAAUCAAAUAUUAAGUUUGAUGUACAAUUUCAAUUAAAUCGAAUACCAUACUGUGAAUGGCAUUAUGCUAUUGAUCAUAUAGCUGACUUUAAAAUAAUCUUCCCUGAUACAUUUUUGGAACCAAUUAUACCCUGGAGUCCAAAACGACAAUGGGUUGACAUUAUUGAUAAAAAAUUAAAUAUCAAGCAAAGAGAAGCUGUUAUUGCAAUUACGACUCCAACAAAUAUAAGCCUACCUCCAAUACUAAUUAUUGGUUUGUACAAAACGCAAAUUUUGUAUAAAAGAAAAACUUAUUAUGUACUCUUUAUUUUGUUUAGGUCCAUUUGGUACAGGCAAAACAUAUACAUUAGCUCAAGCAAUUAAACAGACAUUAUUACAAGAUAAUACAAGAAUCUUAGUAUGUACACAUUCUAAUAGUGCUGCAGAUUUAUAUAUAAAAGAUUAUUUACAUCCAUAUGUCGAAGAAGGACAUAUUGAAGCAAAACCAUUAAGGAUAUACUAUCACAAACGUUGGGUUUCUACUGUUCAUAGUACUGUUCAAAAAGUAAUAAAUUCAAAGAAAAAUAUGCUUGAAUAAAUAUAAUUUCAAAACAAUUAUUAAAAUAUAAAAUAAUUUAAAUUCAUUGGAAUUUUAAGAAAACUGAUAGAUAUUCAAUAAAUGAAUAAAUGAAUGAAAUAAUUUGCAUUCUGUUUAUACUAGAACAUUGUAAUAAUUUUAAAAUUUAUAUUUCAUUUUCUAACACAACAGAACUAAAAUUAUCAAAAUAUAAAUAUACCUUUUUUAUUUCAUUAAAGCCUGUCCAUAAAUUACUUUUAUACGUUUUUUGAUUUGAAAUUUAAUAAAAUGUGCUUGUUUUUUGUUACAUAUUAUAGUACUGUAUUUUGGAUCAAAAUGGUUCAUUUAGAUUACCAACACUUAAAGAAAUUCUAAAUUAUCGAGUGAUAGUAGUGACUUUAAGUAUUUCUAUGUUUUUAUCAUCUGUUGGUUUAAAAAAAGGUAAUUUUUUGCAGUAUAUUUAAUUGAAAGGUUAUUAAACAACUUUAUUUUUAAAGGUCAUUUUACACAUAUUCUUUUGGAUGAAGCUGCACAGGCUAUGGAAUGUGAAGCAAUUAUGCCACUCGCCCUUGCUAGUACUGAUACACGAAUUGUUUUGGCUGGAGACCAUAUGCAGGUAACUAAACAAUAUUUUUAUUAGAAAUAGUUAAUGUAACCAUUUAUUCAACAUUUCAGUUAAGUCCAGAAAUUUUUUCAAAAUUUGCAAAAGAAAGAAAUCUACAUGUAUCAUUACUUGAACGACUUUAUGACCACUAUCCUGGACAAUUUGCCUGUAAAAUAUUAUUGUGUGAAAAUUACAGAGCACAUGAAGCUAUAAUACAUGUAUGUUUUACAAUAUGAAGAUUAUGCAUACAUAUUCUAGUAAUAUUUUAUUUAUUUUUCUAGUUUACCUCUGAAUUAUUUUAUGAACAAAAACUGGUAAGCAAAGGCAAUCAACCACAGCAUGACAGUUUAUACCCUUUGACUUUUUUUACAACUCGUGGUGAAGAUAUUCAAGAUAGUAAUUCAACAGCUUUUUAUAAUAAUGCAGAAGUUUAUGAAGUUGUUGAACGGGUAUCUGAGUUAAGAAAAAAUUGGCCUAUAGCAUGGGGAGCAUUUGACGAACAUUCCAUUGGUAUAAUGACACCUUAUUCAGAUCAAGUUUUUAGGAUAAGAUCAGAGCUCCGGAAACGGCGUAUGGGUGGCAUAUCUGUUGAGAGAGUUCUCAAUGUACAAGGUAACCUAUAUGAUAAUGUAUAAAGAGGGUAAACCAAAAUUUUAAUUUUUUUUUUUUUUUGAGGCCUUAUUUAGUUAAUUUGUACAGGUGUACCAAUACCAUAAAAUCUUAUUUCAUGAAAAAAAAAAAAUUUCCACUUUACUAGCUGUAAUUUUAAGUGUAAGACACAAUUUAUUUGUAUUAAUAUUUUUUAUCGUUUAAAUUAAGGCUGUACAAAAAAUUGCAUGUGUUGCAAUCAACAUAUUGUAACAAGAACGAAUAAAUAAAGUCAUAUAAUUAAUAAGAAGAGAAUCAAUAUUGACAGUUAUUAUCCGCAAAACAUACAAAUUUACAUAAUGUUGAUAAUCACAUAGAACAUCAAUUGAAAAUAUUUUUAUUGAUUGAACAAAAUGUCUAUAUAAUCAUUAAAUUUGUGGAAAAAAAAGCUGAUACUGGGGAAGGGUGUGCCAUUGUUUUAAAUGGCUAGUUGGGAAGGUAGGAUAAAUAAAAUGAUUUAAUUAAUAUCUAUAAGCAAAAAAAAAAAAAAAAUAAUAAUAUUGGUCUACCCUAGUGAUGAGUUUAUAAAUUAUUAGAAUUAGGAUAACUAAUCAUGUUUGUUAUGUUUAGGCAAACAGUUUAGAGCAAUAUUUUUAAGCACUGUACGUACUAGACGUACUUGUUUAUCCAAUAAUACAGGAGGUGGUGAAAAAGCCAACAGUGGUGUAAACAAACUUGGCAUGGACGAUAUGGAUUAUGGUUUUUUAUCUAAUUCAAAGUUACUGAAUACUGCCAUUACUCGUGCACAGAGUCUUGUGGCAGUAGUUGGAGAUCCAGUAGCACUUUGUUCUAUUGGACGAUGUAGAAAAGUUUGGGAACGAUUCAUUCAAAUCUGCGAUGAAAACCAUAGUCUUAAUGGCAUCACAUGGAUACAUUUACGAAAUCUAUUAGACAACCUUGAACUGAAGAAAACUUAUGUUUUGAAUCCUUUGGCUCCAGAAUUUGUUCCCAGGCGUUAUCAGCAAGAGUCGUACAUCAAAAUUCCACAAUCUUUAGCAACUUUUAAUGCAGCUAUACCGCCACCUCCAAUAAGGUUUUCUCAACCACCUCCUUUAUUUUCCUCUCCUUUAUUUCCAUUCCCACUGUAUAUUUCUCAACCUCCUCCUCCUCCUGCCUUCAUCUCUCUACGGCAACCAAUUAUAAAUCCUUCUCAAAUGUGGCCAAUUGGACCACUAACAACUACUGCACCAAAUUUAUUUCCAAGGCCUCUACUUCAACCACCAAUACAAAAACCAAAUGAAGAGGAAAUAAGACCACCACCUGGUUUGGUGCCUCCUCGUAAUCCAGGGCUAGUACAUUUGGUUCAAAAUGGGCAUACUGACAUUCAAUUUAUGCAAAAUGCUUCUGGUGUAACACCCGUAAACUUACCUUCUCCCAAUAUGAUUGUCCCAAAUGCCAAUUUAAUGGGACUUCAAGAUCAAUUCAAUAAAAUGAACAUAUCAUCACUACAGCCAUAUGCAAUGCAACACCCUUCACUUGUACAACCAUUCAAUAUUAGAACAAUGGUAGAUGCGAACAACAAACAUGCUGAAACAAUCACAGCGCAGCAAACACAACGCAACAAUGAUCGAUCAAUGCUUGAGGUAUUUUUUGAAAACAACUUAACAUUUUUAGAUUUUGAGUAUAGUGAAGAAUUUAUUGGUUUUACUAUGUUAUUUUGUUUGUAAUUCAGUUACAAAUAAUGUUAGAGACCUGUAAUUUUCACUGAAUAGUUAUAUUAUAUAUAUAUAUAAUAUUAGUCCUUUAUAAACUUGGCAUAAUUUUAAAAACAAUUGGGAAUUUUUAAGGCAUUUGAAAUUUUUGAAUUUUUAUUUAAAUUUUGUUUUAGCUUCUUAAUUGUUCUUAUAGUAAUACACAGAGUGGUGAUCAAUCCAUCGUAAGACACUCAUUAUCUAUAAAAUUAUUACAUUUUUUUGGAAUUUGUUUUUUAGCACAUUUAAGAAAUAAACAGUUCUUUAAUUUUAUUUAUAUUUGUGUUUUAUUUCUAUUAUUUUUUUUUUUGUCCUUAUUUUUAGAGGUAAAAUCUUUUGAUCUUAAAAUGGCCACCUAUAUUAAAAAUUUCAUAAAUAGAUGGAAUAUUAGUUGAAGUAAAUUCAAGUGCUGACAUUUUUAAUUUCUGACAAUUUGUUGAUAAGAUAAUCCACUUUUAAGUUUGUUUGAGAAGUGCAGUGGCGUUAUGUGGCUGCACAGUGUUAAUUGUAUAAUAUUGAAAAUCCGUAGUUGAUAAUUUUUUUAAAGCAUUCAAAGUUCAAAUUUUCAUUGAAAUCAAUAUUAUUAAAUGAAAAGUGUAUACAAAUUAUUUAGCCUGUAAAAUGCUUGUAAAUUGACAUAAUUUUACUAUGUCAUACUUAGGAUAAAAAAAAAAAAAAGGUUUAAUUUAUAUAUAAUUUUACUCAUAUUGGUUUUUUUUUUUUUUUUUUUUUAUCAAGAAAUAUAUUACAAUUAUGUUUAUUUUCUUAGGGUAUGUUACCACAUAACAUGAGUGUAGAAGAAAUGAUGAGUUCUCAGACUAAGCAAGUUGAAUGGUUAAAAUUUCUUACAGAUAAUGGUGGUUCUUUAAUGGGACAAAAGUAUGUGUAUAGUUUUUCUUGUCAAAUAUUUCAAAAUAUAUUAAUUACAAUUAUUUUUAGGUUUAUUGAGCUAUUGCGGUCUCAAUCACAGUUUAAAAAGUCACCUAUACAACAGCCACCCCCACUUCAACAACCACCACCAAAUAUGUCAUUGCCAAUGAAUGUACCACCUCCAGAGAUUGGAAAUAGAGUUCCUGACGAUUUAUUUAAUAUUUUGAUUCAACAGAAUCAAAAACAUCCAAUUAAUCAUAAUGGUUAUGGAAAUUCUUCACAGGUAAAUUUAAGUUUAUAUUUACAAGUAUAUGUUUAAACUAAAUUUAAAAAAUUGAUUACAGGGGGUUCCACAUUUAGAUGGUGGUGGAACUUCAGAGGAUAUGUAUAAACCAUCAUUAGGUAAUCAGUUUGCACUUGGUCAACAACAAACAACUAUUGAUCAAAUUGAUCGUACACCAUUAUAUAAACGACAAGCACAAUUACAAUCUAAUGGCAACAUAAUGUUACCAAUCAAUGGUGAACGUCAUGUAUUGUCUCCUCAGUAUCAGAGUAUGUCAUCGUAUGCAGAUGCUUGUAGACAAUCGCCAAUGGUUGAUGAACGCAAAAAUUCUGUGGAUGCGCAGUUUGCCAAUGAUCCACAGUGCAAUAAUGCGUUUUAUAAUUUUUUUUAA
Molecule: messenger RNA, 11796 nt
Organism: Cinara cedri
Lineage: Eukaryota; Metazoa; Arthropoda; Insecta; Hemiptera; Aphididae
Source: the annotation of a GenBank genome assembly